UUAUUUAUUAAAAUGCUCUGUUUAGCUAAAAAAGAAUUUGUUCCAUACUUUACGGACACAGUGUAUAUAUAGUUUAUGUAGUUUCGUAAUAUGGAUAUAUUGACAAAAUUUAUGGACCUGUUACGAAAACUGUUUUAAAAUAUAUACGGAAAAUAUUUUAAAAUAUUAAAACGGAAAAAAAUACUUUCGAGUUAGUCCCAUAUAGUACAAAAAAACAACAGAAAUAAGGAACUAUUUAAGUUUGAGCCCUUAUAUUAUUAAUAUCCCUUCACUGUUUAUGCAAUAUAGCGAUUUAUAACGAAUUGGACCCAAUUAUUUAUUACAUUUUGCAUAAUAUAAAGGCUCAACUAAAAAUUGUUCUAUAUAAUACAAAAAAUGUUAAAACACAAUCUCACCAUGUUCUUUUUCUCUCUGUGUCAGCGCUAACCGGCAGAGCAUUUCAUUUUGUGCCCUUAUCAUUUAAAAUCACACUUAACAAAAAUUUUGAGUUGAGCCCUUAUAUUACUCAGGGUGCGAUAUAUACGUUUUUUAAUUCUUUUAUUAAACUAUUUUUGGUUUCAAAACAAAAAAUAGUUUCAGAACCAAUAUUUGGGUGUCUACUGUUUCUUGUAAUUUUAUUAUUUUUAAUUUAAUGUAGUUUUACUGAUUUUUUGUAGUGGCCCAUUCAUCUUAUUGAAAGGUUUUUCGAAUAUUGUAUAUAUAAUUUAAUGAGACUUUUUCAGGAAAUACCACAUCAGCGAGGGCUCGAUAACACGGAAAGAGUCCCACCAGAGCUCAAUCCGUUUGAUACGUAGGUAUCUGGGAUGAGUGAAUUUUCCCCUUAGUGGGAGUGUGAGCCGUAUGGCGUAAAUCUGGAUUUCUGGACAUUUUAGCUAUCCACAGCUUAACACGUUCAAUGCCAAUAACGCGCUGGCGCGUCGAUACAUGACAAUGGCUAGGUGCCGACGACGCUCUCGCGCGUUCAGACUUUCAUCGAUUAUUAUCUUGGAUUAUUUCACUGGCGCUACAACAGGGCUUUUUAUAUUUUAAAGGCAGGUAACUAGAGGUAUCAAUUCUCUAAUUUUGUUCUUGGUUUUUCGAUUUACGACUUUUUGUCCCGAUAGGAUGUGUAUAUCUGUUGGCUUUGUAUUAAGUGUAAAUAUCAGUAAUAGCACAUAUAAUUCUGCAAAUGCUUAUUAAUUUAUCGGAUUACUAACCGUGUAAAAAUUAAACAUUCCCAGAUUUCGGUAUUUCCCCUAUUUUCUAGAGUCGCUAAUCGUAAAGCUUGGUAAUACCCGGAUAAUUUCGGUGUUUCCCCUAAAUGUUAUUUGAGUUCUUUUACAUCUCCUUUGGUUAUUUUAUAUUUGAAUGGCAUAGGGUAAGCAUAGGAAGUGCAAAAAUGAAUAACACUGACGAUAUUUUACAAAGUGGCUCAAAUUCAAAUAAAAAAAUAAAAUUAGAUAUGAAAAAAAAAUUAACAGAGGAAGAACUUUUGAGAUUAUUAGAAACAAGCGAUGAAGAAUUUAGUGACUUUCUUGAUUCAGACAGUGAAUAUUUACCAGAAUUUGAGGAUGAAAUUGAAAAUACUUUACCUACAGCACUUAUUGAGGAUACGGAAGAUACGGUAUGUUACAAAAUUAAAUGCAAAUAUUAACUUUUUAUUAAAACAUAUUAUUUAAUUGUAGCCUAAUCUACUCGUUGAUGUUGAUGAAAGCGAUAAAUGGAAAGAAAAUUUUGAUGGUAUGAAAAAUUUUCCUUUUUUAAAACACCAAGAGUUACUAGUAGAAGUUUCCGAUAAUAAUCCAGUUGACUUUUUUCGGAUGCUACUUACAGAUGAAUGUUUGCAGCAAGUAUGUGAUGAGACAAACAGGUAUGCCGAGCACAUUUUCUUAUCUAAUGCAGGGGCGACACAUUCUAGGAUUUUCGAUUGGAAAAUUUUGACUUCCGAAGAACUGCUAGUCUUUUUAGGAUUAGUUCUACACAUGGGUCAUAUUUCGUUGCCUAGGAUUGAGGAUUAUUGGAAAAAGAAAGAUCCUCUUUUUGCUAAUGCAAUUUUUUCCACUUUUAUGGGCCGGAACAGAUUUAUGGUCAUAAUGCGAUGUUUGCAUUUUAAUAAUAAUCCAGAAGAGGGAGAACAAGUACCUGAAGACAGAAUUUAUAAAAUUAGACCGAUGAUAAACUUUUUCAAUAAGAGAAUGGAAGAAGUUUAUUAUCCUGAUCGUAAUUUGAGCUUAGAUGAGUCAAUGGUAUUACACAGAGGACGACUUAAUUUUAGACAAUACUUAAAAAACAAAAAACAUAAAUAUGGGAUUAAGUUGUAUAUGUUGACCGAACCAAAUGGUCUAAUUUUAAAAUUUUUAGUUUAUUCUGGAAUGUUUGACGAUUCAGGUGGAAAAGGACAUGUUAAUAAAGUGGUUUUGCACCUUUUAGAAGGGAAACUAAAUGUAGGCCAUUGCGUUUACAUGGACAAUUUUUACAACAGCUUUGAUUUAGCUAAAAAUUUACUUGAAUUUUCCACUUACUGCACAGGAACUCUUAGAAUUGACCGUAAAAAUAAUCCGGCAGAAGUAAGGCAAGAAAAACUUGCUAAAGGUGCAACAAUUGCCCGUUGCCGAAAAGGGGUAUUAGUUGGCAAAUGGAAGGAUAAAAGGGACGUUUACUAUAUAACAACAGAAUGUCAAAACACUUUACAAGAAGUUACAACAAGAAGAGGUCAACAUGUAAUAAAACCAGAGCCUAUUAUCAGAUAUAAUAAAAAUAUGUCUGGUAUUGACCGGCAAGACCAGAUGCUUGCCUAUUAUCCGAGUCAACGAAAAACUGUACGAUGGCCAACAAAAAUAUUUAUACAUGUUAUACAGAUGAUGGCUAUAAAUGCCCACAUACUAUACAACAAGUACUCUGGAAAAAAGAUUGGUCUUUACGAAUUUCGUUUACAACUCGUUAGAUCCCUUUUAAAAGUUAUUAAUUCUGAAGCCAAACUUGUUCCAAAAGAUCAUUCAGUAACAAAACGAGAGGUAAAGGAUGUAAAGGGAAAAGUUAUGAGAAAACGCUGUAAAACUUGCAGUCAACAAAAUAUUCGUAAAGAUACAAUUUACGAAUGCAAAGCCUGUCCCGAUACCCCUGGAUUUUGUCUGGAUUGCUGUCAAAUAUCCCACAAAGUUUAAUGUUGUUUUAUUUACUUAUAAUUUAUGUUAUUUUGUAUUUCUUGUUUUGUUUUGUAUUAGUAAAUAAAUGUUCCUACUGAU
This is a messenger RNA of Diabrotica virgifera virgifera (western corn rootworm), 3224 nucleotides long. RefSeq names its product piggyBac transposable element-derived protein 4-like. Bases 1722 to 3143 code for a protein of 473 amino acids. The record is from RefSeq and is a predicted model, not a curated record. The transcript is spliced from 2 exons. NCBI's taxonomy places the organism in Eukaryota, Metazoa, Arthropoda, Insecta, Coleoptera, Chrysomelidae.